AAUAGAGGCUUCUCGGCGCGCUCGCAGAAGCAGUUAGCGUGUGUGUGCUUGAGAGAGAGAACUCUGUGACAGGAACCGACCGCUACACACAGCAGCCAUGUCUGAGAGGAAAGCCGUCAUCAAGAAUGCUGACAUGUCCGAGGAGAUGCAGCAGGACUCUGUGGAGGUCGCCACCCAAGCCCUGGAGAAAUAUAACAUUGAGAAGGACAUAGCCGCGUUUAUCAAAAAGGAAUUUGACAAGAAGUACAAUCCUACGUGGCACUGCAUUGUGGGCAGGAACUUCGGCAGCUAUGUAACACAUGAAACCAAACACUUUAUUUAUUUCUACCUGGGUCAAGUUGCAAUUCUCCUGUUUAAAUCUGGUUAGAUCAAUGCAAAGCAUCAAAUUGUAAUAUGGACUAUUCAAAGAAAUUUGGACUUAAGGGAACAACCCCUCUUCAUCCCCUGUACCUUAUUUGUGUUAUUGAGACUUGUGGCUGACUUGUCUUCAAACUAGUCAUAAAGCGAUUUUGGAAAGAACGGAAUUGUAUUUAUUUUCAAACUUAUCUUUUUCUAAGUACAUUAAAUGUUUCUGUUUUUUUAA
Pseudophryne corroboree (corroboree frog) is the source of this 583-nucleotide messenger RNA. RefSeq names its product dynein light chain LC8-type 1 (gene DYNLL1). NCBI's taxonomy places the organism in Eukaryota, Metazoa, Chordata, Amphibia, Anura, Myobatrachidae. Gene Ontology annotation, biological process: intraciliary retrograde transport; motile cilium assembly. Gene Ontology annotation, cellular component: cytoplasmic dynein complex. The coding region runs from base 98 to 367 and encodes 89 amino acids. The transcript has 3 exons. Gene Ontology annotation, molecular function: dynein intermediate chain binding. The record is from RefSeq and is a predicted model, not a curated record.